CAAUCCAGUGAUGCUUUCUGUUCUCUCUCUGUGCUGGCUUAUCUGUUUAGACUGUAAACUUUUCAAGGCAGGAACUGUCCCUAGCAAAGUGUGCCUAGCAUAUGUGAUGCUUAGCAGGAUGCAGCUUUGAUCUUGGCCUGCAGGCAGCAUGGUGGUGUAGCUAUGUAUUAACAACAGCAGGAUUUGAAUAUGAUAUACUGUAUUCAUCAUUCAGUCAUGAUUUAUUUUGAUUAUGCAGGUUACCCUUUUCCUACUGCUCCUCCUGUGGAUCCAUUUGCAAAAAUUAGAGUGGAUGAUUGUGGAAAAACUAAGGGAUGCUUCAGGUAUGGUAAACCUGGCUGUAAUGCGGAGACUUGUGACUAUUUUCUAAGUUAUCGUAGGAUAGGAGCUGAUGUAGAGUUUGAGCUGAGCGCCGAUACUGAUGGCUGGGUGGCAGUGGGAUUUUCCUCAGACAAGAAAAUGGGUGGAGAUGAUGUCAUGGCUUGUGUUCAUGAUGACAACGGAAGGGUCCGAAUACAGCAUUUCUAUAAUGUUGGUCAGUGGGCUAAAGAAAUCCAGAGAAAUCCUGCUAGAGAUGAAGAAGGGGUUUUUGAAAACAACCGCGUGACAUGUCGAUUCAAACGACCUCUGUAUGUUCCCAGAGAUGAAACAAUUGUAGAUCUUCAUUUGAGUUGGUACUAUUUGUUUGCUUGGGGUCCAGCAAUUCAGGGUUCUAUAACUCGACAUGACAUAGACUCACCGCCUGUAUCAGAGCAUGCUGUCAGUAUUUACAAGUAUGAAGACAUUUUUAUGCCAUCAGCUGCCUAUCAAACCUUCUCUUCCCCAUUCUGCUUGCUUCUCAUCGUUGCACUGACCUUCUACUUAUUGAUGGGGACUCCAUGACCACUGCAAUGUAAAUGGAAAAUAGAGAUUUGUCAGUCAGUUCCUCAGGAUGGAUGUAUUUUCGUUUGGAAUUUAUAUCACGUUAUCAUCUAGCUGCUGUUUUAACAAUUUCAGCUUCUCAGAAGAAAGAAAUACCAUGUUUUUGUGUGCUGGAGGUGUGCCAAACAGUUAUUUAAUAAUAAUAAUAAUAAUAAUAAUAAUCGAGGAACAAUUACAUCAAUGCAAUUACUACUUGUUUAUUGAAGAAAUGGACUUUUGUAAGUUCUGUGUGUGUGUGUGUGUGUGUGUGUGUGUUGAGGAAAAUCUAGUGAUGGACUUAUAUUGAAUUAUGUAAUAUAAAAUCACUUCAAGAAGUAUUAGUGGGGAAGAUAUGCUAAAUUUUUAUGGUGCAGGUAGCACUCAGAUAAGGGCAGUCAGUGCCUGAACAUGGGUUCUUGUCACAUUACUGCUGUUUAAUAAGGACUGCUUACUUCCCAACAUAUUUUGAAUCAAAAGCAAUUUACAGGCUAAAAUGGUUUUGGUGCUUUCCAAAACCAGAAUUUACUUCUGGUUCUUUUUACAAACAAGCAUAAGCAUGUUACUUUUUCAUGCAGAGUGGCACUCAGUGUUUUUACUAUAAUCAUGCUUCAUAAACAUAGCCCUACCUACUUACAUUUUUUGUCAUUUAUGAGAUGCAAUGCUUUUUGUACAGGGAAAAAUGGUGAUUUAAAUUCUUCAUAUAUAGACAAAUAUAUAAAAUACAUACAUUGUACAAGCCCCUACAAGCCAUAAGACAUUUUUCCAGUAAGUAAAUUUUGUCUUUUUAUAGAAAGCAAUGUUACUGAGAGAGAAAUAUCUGUUUUCAACUAUUGUUGUGCAGUAAUGCUGAAGGGUCUGUUUUCCCUUGUUGAGUGCCAAUAAAUCCCAUUCAUGGUAAAGACAAAAAUGAGGAGUAGCUGUUAAUUAUCCCCAUAGGAAUGGAAUGUAAACCUAAACAAAAUAGGAAUAUAUGGGGAUAAAGAAAAAUAGCCACCUUAAUUUCAGUUCCAUGAGACCAAGGGUAAAAUCAUAUUUUCUACUGCGGACAAAAGAGCAGCAGGAAAAUAUAUUUGAAUUUUCUGUUUUCAAGAGACUGGAAAGAAAAUAGUUAAAUAUUACUGGAAAUGUUAGUUGCAGAACAUUAACUAGAAUAACACAGUAUAUACUAUAAAAGGCUUUGAGUUGUUGCUGCCCAUGUCCAGUGUUCAUAAGAGAGGAGUGUUAUGGUUAGCUUAUGGUUGUAUUAGAGUGAUGUAACUGUAAUGGUCCAGGAAUUAUAUAAGGCAAAGAUUUAUUUGGGUGAUAUCUUUUAUUGGCCCAACCACAUAGCUUUCAAAUGCAAGACAUUCUUCUUCAGGUCUGAGCAAAGACAUUUGUCCUCAGGCUCUGACUUGAAGAAAGUCCAAUAAAAGGUAUCAUCAAAAGAAAUCCUUGCCUCACACAUGAUUAUCUUAAGCAGGGAUGUAACUGGCUUUUGUACCUGAUUGUGCAAGUAGCAUGCACAAAAAACUUAUAUGGGAUGAGGUAUAAUUACGAGUUGCAGGUUCAGGCCCUAGAUUUUGCUAAUUUAUCAUGCUGCUCUACCAAGAUUAUAUCGAUUGUGCCAUAUUGGAGAACUAAGAAUUGAUGUUUCUGUCUUAAUU
This is a messenger RNA of Gavialis gangeticus (Gharial), 2543 nucleotides long. It is a transcript of the gene FRRS1L, whose product is annotated as ferric chelate reductase 1 like. The transcript has 4 exons. The record is from RefSeq and is a predicted model, not a curated record. Gene Ontology annotation, biological process: regulation of glutamate receptor signaling pathway. Lineage: Eukaryota; Metazoa; Chordata; Crocodylia; Gavialidae. Bases 190 to 882 code for a protein of 230 amino acids.